AUGAAGCUUAUUAUCUUUGCGGUACUUUUGGGAGCAGUCUACUGUAUUCCUGUUGAUAACGGCGUUGAAGGGGAACCCGAGGUGGAAUGUGGCCCUACUGCUAUCACCGUCAACUUCAAUACUAGAAAUCCAUUCGAAGGACAUGUUUACGUGAAAGGACUCUACGACCAGCAGGAGUGCCGCAACGACGAUGGAGGCAGGCAGGUUGCUGGGAUAGAACUCCCUUUCGACUCCUGCAAUACCGCUAGAACAAGAUCCUUGAAUCCCCGUGGAGUGUUUGUCUCCACCACGGUGGUAAUCUCGUUCCAUCCACAAUUUGUGACCAAAGUUGACAGAGCGUACAGGAUUCAAUGCUUCUACAUGGAGUCGGAUAAGACUGUGAGCACCCAAAUUGAAGUAUCUGAUCUGACCACCGCCUUCCAAACGCAAGUUGUACCCAUGCCAAUCUGCCGUUACGAAAUCCUUGACGGAGGACCAUCUGGACAGCCUAUACAGUUCGCCACCAUCGGCCAGCAGGUAUAUCACAAAUGGACGUGCGACUCAGAAACCACCGACACAUUCUGUGCUGUAGUGCAUACCUGCACUGUCGAUGACGGCAACGGUGAUACCGUCCAGAUUCUCAAUGAAGACGGAUGCGCUCUUGACAAAUUCCUUCUCAAUAACUUGGAGUACCCAAGUGAUUUGACGGCGGGACAAGAAGCUCACGUCUAUAAAUACGCCGACAGAUCUCAGCUGUUCUAUCAAUGUCAGAUCAGCAUUUCCAUUAAGGACCCUGGAAGUGAAUGUCCUCGACCCCAAUGUCCCGAACCCACUGGAUUCGGUGCCGUCAAACAAGGAGGAACAGCACCUGCAGGCACAGCUGUAGCUCCUACAACGGCAGGAGGAGCUGCUGCUGGGGGAGCUGCUGCUGGGGGAGCUACUCCAGCUCGAACCGCUAACACCGCGGCUGCUCCGGGAUCUGCUCAACUGAGACUUUUGCGAAAAAGAGAAGCCAGCAACGAGGCUAUAUUAGACGUUCGAGCUGAAAUAAAUGCAAUUGAAAUUUCUGAUCAGGUAAAGCUACCCCUCGACCCUGACUCGCUUCCAUCUUCACUCCGUACACUAUCACCGGCAGCGCUCGUCAGCGAACGCUUUGAUGCCUCGGUGUGCCUGUCUCCACUUUCCUUCGCAGCUUUCAUUGGUCUUGGCACCCUACUGGCGACUGCCCUUUCUGCUGUCGUCUUCCAUUACGCACGACCCCACUACAAGUCAUGA
This is a messenger RNA of Strongylus vulgaris, 1254 nucleotides long. The record is from the annotation of a GenBank genome assembly. Lineage: Eukaryota; Metazoa; Nematoda; Chromadorea; Rhabditida; Strongylidae.